Molecule: messenger RNA, 783 nt
Organism: Mesorhabditis spiculigera
Lineage: Eukaryota; Metazoa; Nematoda; Chromadorea; Rhabditida; Rhabditidae
Source: the annotation of a GenBank genome assembly
AUGCUGGGCAUCUUCUCGCGAAUACUGCAGAAUCGCCCAUCCUCAUGGAUCGUCUCAGCGGCCAGCGCAUCUGGACGAUGGUGGCCGCAGCCAGAACGCCAUUAUUCCGCGAACAGCUCGAAAUCGCCCACUUCAUCAGACGAUUCAUCUGCUACCGAUGAUGCGAAAUCAACAAUGGUCGCCACGACGACUCAUCGAGGCGGGCAAUUGGCGCUCGACAACGAGAGUGUAGCCCCCGUCUACUAUGAACGAUGCGGAAAGGGCGAGGAGGAUGCGUUUGCAUCUGAAGCGUCGGACGGAUCGUUGUUGGCCCUUCCAUACAAGGACGUCGAUUUUCGAAUUUCUGACAUCGACGAAAACGCACUGGAACAGAUUGGAAUCACGAGCAGACCGGCACACUUGUCAACCGGCGUGUUUCCCGCAACGCCUUUUCCGGUGCUAGGCCGAGUUCAUGGAAAAAACUCUCGGUUAAUGGUGCCCCUCGUAUGUCAACACGUCGAUUCGAAAAAAACACCGAUUCUACACGUAUGGUUUCUAGUUGGCACGGGUGUCCCAUACACCUGUCUAACGGUCAAGUCACUCGAAAAACUGGUCGGCCUGGGCUUCACCAACCACACACAUAACAUUGCAAUUCAGGACCCCAAAACGUACGUCCAAUGCCAAAUUUCUCGAGCCGGAUUUGCCGAUGUAAACGUUCUGGGCAUGGAUGCCAUUCAAGAAUUGGAAUUGUCAAUCAGGUUCGACUGGCAAGUUUCAAAGAAGAUUUUUCAUCUUGUUAAACUG